Triticum urartu is the source of this 623-nucleotide messenger RNA. Its product is annotated as Bifunctional inhibitor/lipid-transfer protein/seed storage 2S albumin superfamily protein. The record is from RefSeq and is a predicted model, not a curated record. Gene Ontology annotation, biological process: systemic acquired resistance. Gene Ontology annotation, molecular function: fatty acid binding. Lineage: Eukaryota; Viridiplantae; Streptophyta; Magnoliopsida; Poales; Poaceae.
GUCGAGACAGACAUCAUCGGAGUGCGGCACGGGUGCAUACAGAGAGGCUAGAGAAGAAGAGAGGAGUGAGGUGCAGCCAAGAGAAAAGAGAUGGAGACCAAGGCGGCAAGGUGCCUCUGCUUGCUGGCGAUGCUCCUGGUGGCCGGGCUCGGGGCGGCGCGCGGCGCCGGGGAGUGCGGCCGCGUGCCGGCGGACAGGAUGGCGCUCAAGCUGGCGCCGUGCGCGGCGGCCACGCAGAACCCCCGGGCCGCGGUGGCGCCCGGCUGCUGCGCGCAGAUACGCAGCAUCGGGCGCAGCCCCAAGUGCCUGUGCGCCGUCAUGCUGUCCAGCACCGCGCGCCAGGCCGGCGUCAAGCCCGCCGUCGCCAUGACCAUCCCCAAGCGCUGCGCCAUCGCCAACCGCCCCAUCGGCUACAAAUGCGGCCCAUACACCCUGCCAUGAGGAGCAGAUGUGGUGGAACUGGAAGAUCUUUCCAACUCUUGGAACUUCUGGAAGAGCAGAUGGGACACACCUGAUGCCAUCUUUGCCAUGUGGAACUUUUACUUGAAUCUUUUAUGAAUAAAUAAUGUGGUUGUAAUGCCUCUGUUGGAAUAAUAUAAAGUACCUCUGCAAAUCUUACGGUA